This is a messenger RNA of Staurois parvus, 657 nucleotides long. The record is from the annotation of a GenBank genome assembly. Lineage: Eukaryota; Metazoa; Chordata; Amphibia; Anura; Ranidae.
AUGGCGGGACGGCGUGGGGCUUUAAUUGUACUGGAGGGUGCUGACAGGGCCGGGAAGAGCACGCAGGCCAAGCGGCUGGUGGAGGUAUUGAAAGAGCGGGGCUACCCGGCCGAGGGCAUGCGCUUUCCUGAGAGAACAACUGAAAUCGGACGCCUGAUUGGCUCUUAUCUUGAGAAGAAAAGUAACCUUGAAGAUCACACUGUUCAUCUACUCUUCUCUGCAAACCGCUGGGAACAAGUUCCUUUGAUAAAAGAGAAGCUAAGAAGUGGUGUGACACUUGUGGUGGACCGAUAUGCUUUUUCAGGAGUUGCAUUCACAAGCUCCAAAAAGAAUUUUUCCCUUCACUGGUGCAAGCAGCCUGAUGUUGGACUUCCAAAGCCAGAUCUUGUUCUUUUUUUGGACAUAAGCCCUGAGGCUGCUGCUAAACGUGGAGAUUUUGGUAAUGAGCGUUAUGAGACAAGUGCUUUUCAGCAGAAGGUGCAUAAACGCUAUGCUGAACUUAUGGAAGACAGGUCUCUUAACUGGAAGGUGAUUGAUGCGGCCCAGACUAUGGAAGAAGUCCACAGUGCAAUUCGACAACUGAGUGAAGACAUAAUACAGGAAGCCAAAGAUCAGCCAAUUGGGAAGCUCUGGCUGGAGUCUGAUACAUGUGUCUAG